Messenger RNA from Rana temporaria (common frog), 486 nucleotides. Its product is annotated as lysozyme C-2-like. The transcript is spliced from 4 exons. Bases 76 to 387 code for a protein of 103 amino acids. The record is from RefSeq and is a predicted model, not a curated record. Lineage: Eukaryota; Metazoa; Chordata; Amphibia; Anura; Ranidae.
GGCUAUCUGUGCACUUCUCCUGGUAUCUCUGCAAUUGACAGUUUUGCCGAUGAUAGGUGUACGUUGUAUAAAACAAUGACAAAUUAUGACUUCGACUACAAUGAGAAGGCAAAAUUGAUGUGCCUAUUUACUGAGAUCGCCUCUAUAUCUAGGCCACUUGAUCAUUAUGGAUACUUUAUGAUUAGCCGAUUUUGGUGUCUUGAUCCUAGACGCCCUGGAUCAAACAACUGCCACGUUAAUUGUGCAGAUUUAGGGGAUCCUACUUUUCGCAAAGACGUUCGAUGUGCUUACAAAAUCUUGAUCAUCGAGGGAGUUACUGCUUGGGGAGGCUACGGACUCAAAUGUUUGGGAUCAGACUUGACCAAAUAUAUUCCUCAAUGCGUUUAAUGAAUGGAUUUCAAUGGUGAUUCUUUUCCUCUUUUCCUCUGGAAUAAAUUAUUGCAUAAUCAAUUUCAAGUGUAAUGUGUACCCUUUGAAAAUGAAAUC